Molecule: messenger RNA, 1608 nt
Organism: Malania oleifera
Lineage: Eukaryota; Viridiplantae; Streptophyta; Magnoliopsida; Santalales; Ximeniaceae
Exons: 3
Coding region: 1-1608 (535 amino acids)
Biological process (GO): DNA integration
Molecular function (GO): RNA-DNA hybrid ribonuclease activity; nucleic acid binding
Source: RefSeq, a predicted model, not a curated record
AUGAUCAAACAGGGGUACCAUCCGGAAAAAGGGCUCGAAAAAUACAUACAGGAGAUCCAAAAGCCAUUAAUGCUUAAGGAAGUGAAAUACAGAUAUGGCCUUGGCUACAUACCUACAGUGGCGGACCGAAGGAAGAAAGCUAAAGAGAAGAAAAUGCGGAGGGUGGAAAGAAUCACUGGCGAAACAAGCUCUAAGGAAGGACUGUACAUCUCGUCCAUUAGCCAGACCUUCGUAAAAGGCAAUCAAUCCAACCUAGAGGCAGAAUUGUGGCAAUUGAGUAUAUCAGUAUUGGAUGCUGAAGUCCUCUCAAGCACUUCUACAGAAUGGAUUCGUCAUCUCCAACCUAGAGUACAACUUCAAAACUGGAGCUCUUUUGAUUUACCAGAUAUCAUCAUGAAAGCUAUCAAGGGUAGUGUCAUUGCGGAAUACCUAGCUGAAAGAGCCGUGGAGGAUUACCAACCUAUGGAGUUCGAAUUCCCAGACCAAGAUAUAGACUCCCUAACCCAAGGGGAAGAAGACCUCGAAGAAUGGAGGAUGUUGUUUGAUGGCGCAAUUAAUGCUUGGGGACAUGGGAUAGGCGCGGUGCUUAUAUCACCUGAUGGGAAACAUUAUCCGGUGACCGCUUUAUAUCGGGGUGUCAAGCGACUAACAGUAAGAGGAGACUCGGCUUUGGUCAUCCACCAGCUAACCGGAGAAUGGGAAACUCGCGAUUCCAAGCUGGUAUUGUAUCGAGAGUACAUUCAAAAGAUGAUAGAAGGGUUUGACAGUAUCAGUUUCUCUCACACGCCAAGAGAAAACAAUGUAAUGUCUGAUGCACUAGCCACACUGGCAGCUUUAUUCAAGGUAGAAGAAGGGGUGAAGAUUGAAACUAUUCAGAUUAGAGUACAACCCGAACCUGCCCACUACACGGUAAUAGAGGAGGCCGAUGGAAAACAGUGGUUUUAUGAUAUCAAAACCUACAUCCAGAAAAAUGAGUAUCUCGAAGGGGCAGCCAUUAAUGAUCAGAGGACUAUCAGAAGGUUGGCCAUGGGUUUCUUCUCAGAUGGGGAAGUUUUGUACAAAAGAAAUCAUGACAUGACCCUCCUACGGUGUGUAGAGGCACAUGAGGCCCGACAAGCCAUGCAUGAGGUUCACAAAGGAGUCUGCGGUACCUAUGCUGGAGGCCACUCAUUGGCACGAAAAGUACUUAGGAGUGGGUAUUAUUGGAUGACCAUGGAGAGAGAUUGCAUUGACUAUGCCCGAAAGUGCCAUAAGUGCCAAGUUUAUGAUGAUCGGAUCCAAGUCCCACCAGCCCCACUUCAUGUUCUCUCUGCACCUUGGCCCUUUUCAACCUGGGGCAUGGAUGUGAUCGGGCCGAUAAGCCCAAAGGCUAGUAACGGACACCGUUUCAUCUUUGUGGCAAUCAAUUAUUUUACUAAAUGGGUAGAAGCCGCCUCAUAUUCUAGUGUCACACAGAAUGUGGUAAGUCGUUUUGUCAAAAGAGGGUUGAUCUGCCGGUAUAAAAUCCCUGAAAGAAUAAUCAUAGAUAAUGCCAAGAACCUGAAUAACGCAAUAAUAACCAAGCUAUGCAAUCAGUUCAAGGUCAAGCAUCAUAAUUCAGCGUCGUAA